GUUGAGCAGGAACAUAGGGACAGUAGGUGGUUUGCAGUCACAGAUCCAGACUCUCUAGCAUUAGGGGCAGAAAACAACAGGACAGAGUUUGCCGGUCCUCUGAACACACUUGCCCUACUAAGAGACUUUUAAGAGACUUUUUUGAAUUGACCCUUCUCUAAGCCCCGCCCCUCUGUUGUUAGCCGCUUUGUAGCCCUUCUAGCCGUCGGGGCUGGCAUGGCAUGGCAAAAACAAUUUUCAGAGAGAAGCAGACAGAAGGGUCUAUAAUAUGCAUUUGAGGAAUUUAUAUACAGGAUGUCAAACCGACUCAACAGCAAAAACAUGUUAUAAAGAUAGAAGCUAAAGCCUACAGAUCAGAAUGUAAAAGCGAAUCACAUUACCUAGUAAUCGAGACAGAAGACUAUGAAAUUAAGGAGCAAUGUUGUUUCUGUAAAGCAGGGUAAAUUCAGUUAAAAUCAUUAAAAAGCAAAAGAAGCGUGUGUAUACAUUUAGUAUACCUUUAGUAUGCCUUCAGUAGCUAGCGUAGCAUAGAAGUGCUAGUUAAUGAUAAAUGGUCUUUACUCUGCUAAUGUUAGCUCCAUAGGGUUUUGCGUCAAUCUGAUCGGACGUACAUUGAUCAGUGUCACUUCUACACGUGCCAUAAGCACAACGUUUCACCAUGAAUGGCUUGAAAUCCACAAAAGCAUCCUGAAAAUUAGAGUAUAUGGAUCACAGCCGGAUAGUUGUGGGACCCUGGUCGGAGCUGUCUGAUGCUACGCUAUGAUUGGCCAGUCUCUGUCAAUGCGAAGGCCCAAUGCAUUUUGUUUUUUUCCACCUAGAUGUUGUUAUAAAGCUAUAAUGAGCCUGAGUCAGAAACCGUAACUUACUUAAUAACAUACCAACCACACGACUUAUUCAGACUUGUUUUUGAAGUAAUAAUGAUGUGACUGCAUGUUACGAUGGUUCAGUGUUUUAAUUAGCUUCAGUAAUUAUUUAAGACUUCCAAAUUGUCGAUGUUGCGAUUACGUGAUGUAAAAGCAAAUAUAUAUCAUCCUUAAAUUUCACCAUAAGAGCUGGUGGACGUUCCACAGCCAACAGCACUUUGCAGGAACAAAAUUUUAGAUGGGUUAGUGUUAGGGGUCUAGAACCAGUAUACUGUAAUUCAGUAGCACCACCACUACAGUCUAGCGUAUGACUGUAAAGUGGAUUUAUGACUUUCAGACACAGUUAAAACGAAAACAGUUUUAGUGUUGUUAAUUGCAUUUGCGUGCAGUCCCUGUCUUCAAUGUUUGGCCCCCACAAAGUACAGGCACUGUAUUUAUCGGUGCUUUAUUCUGAAAAGUCGAACUGGCAGUUCAAGCGGAAAACGGAAAUGUCUUUCAUUCGAGUAAGCUACAUAGCUAAAUAUCAGAGGAUAUUAUUGUGUAAACAGGAAAAACAGCUACUGUCCAUUUAUUGACCUUUGCCAUGAAUGGACAACGACUCACGAUGCUCAAUUGCAACUAACAGCUGUAAAAUUUCUUGAGGAUUAGUGUUUUAUAACGACCUACCAACUGGUAAACUUCUUUUAGUUAAUCGUAUAUCCCUGGUCACCGGUGUGUUAAUGAAUAGUGAUGGAGUUGACUCAGAGAGACCAGCUGUCAGAGCUGGUGGAGGAGCUGACCACAUCAGGACAGCCACAGCUCAACCAGGAAAAGAUGAAGGAAAUCAAGAAGAUAUGCAAACUGUCUAAUGACUGCACAGACCACUUGUACCACUUAGUGAUGGCCCAGCUCAACCAAGAACACUCUGAGGUGCGACUGUCAGCCUUCCAGAUAGCCAGUGAGCUGUUCUCCAGAUCACACCACUUCAGGACACUGCUGGUAGACAACUUCCAGGAGUUUUUGGAGCUGACAGUUGAGACAGAUUCAGACCAGCCCCUCCCUCCACCUAAAGAAGUAGCCAGGAAACUGAGGUCACUGGCCAUCCAGACUAUCCAGUCAUGGCAAGCCUCAUAUGGGACAGCUUAUAAGAAGUUGGCACUAGGCUACCACUUUCUCAAACAGGUUAAGAAGGUGGACUUCCAGGAUGCUGAGGCCAGGACAGUUGCAGAGAGGAGGAGGGAGGAGGAUAGAGAAAGGAGAAUGGAGAGGAUCUACAAGGGGAGAGUGGAGGCAGCCUCCAAAGACAUGGAGGAGUCAUACCAGGAAAUUACGGCAACGUUGACAGAGAUGGAAUCCUGUAUGAGGCUACUUUUCCCUGAGUUUGGCCUCUCAGACAUCCAGACAGUCAAUGGCACUCCUUCCAUCUCCCAACCAGCUAACGAAUGUCCAUCAGAUGAUGAACAGCCCUGCUGCAGCAAAGACGUGAGGGAUAACAGCAAAGAUAGAAUGAAACAAGAGGGGAAGGAGAGCAGAGAAGGAAAGAAAAGCAGUGGGACAGAAAAGAAGGGACCAGAAGACAAAGGAAUGGUGGAGGAGAAGGGGGAGAAGAGAGACAACAUUGAAGACAAAAAAGGGAAGAGAAAGAAGGAGAAAAGGUCUGAAAAUGAGGAGAGGGAGGAUGAGAAGAGUAGGGAUGGGAAUGAGCAGAACGAGAAGAAGGGAGGGAAGGUAGAAGAUGUUGAAGAGAAGAAGGAAGAGAUUGAAAAACAGCAAUGGGAGGGAGAGGAAGGAAAAAACAACGAAGAGGCGGAGGGAAGUCGUGAAGAGGAGGAACCUUUUGAUGAAGAUUUGUUUAUUCGGAACUCAGGGCUCAUCUCUCACUCCUACACUCUGAACCUGAACCUCAGUCCUGGUUUUCAUGUAAAGGAGACGGAGGAUAAUGAGGCAGUGGUUUCCACAGUGAUAGACCUCCAUAGACUGAUAACAACCAAACACCUACCAGCUGUGCAGGGCUGGGUUCAGGUCUUCACUAAGGCAGGUGUGGAACAGCAUCUGUUAAGGAGAGCACUGGAUCUGAAGAGAUCUUUAGAAGCUACACUGCAGAAACAUAAAGAGCUUCACAUCGACUAUAAGACCAGGGUCCGCAAAGUGAUGAAGGCUUUUUCAGAUGGAGAGGAUGAUGACGACGAUGAUUUCGAUGACGUUCCAGAAAAAGAGGGAUAUGAGCCACACAUUCCGGAGCACCUACGAGCCGAGUAUGGUUUGGAUCCCACUCCCUCCAUCUCAGCAGCACCUGUCACAAGAAAACCUCCUGCUAGGGGACCUGCAGCUCAUUCUUCCUCCUCCAGGCAUCUGAAGCGACUCACAGAAAAGGAGCAGGAUCCAACCUGUGCAGCUGCCACAUUGCGCCUCCUCAGACAAAACCUCGGUCUAUCUGUGGAGCGCAGCAGCAGCACUUCUUCAGGUCCCAGUUCAUCUCAGUUGAGUUCAGAGCAGAAACCCGUUGAUGCUCCUGUGGUUCCAUUUGGUUUGGACCUGUACUACUGGGGCCAAGAGCAGCCCAAUGCUGGCAAGAUCAUCAAAGCUGUCUCUCAGCAUCAGUUCUGGGUUCCCACAGAGGUGGAGGAAGAGGUGGAGAAUGAGCAGUUGCUGGCAGAGAGCAGGAGCAGAUACAUCUCUUUCCCUGGAAGCUUCACUCCUGUCAGCCAUUACUGUAGAGCUCCACUAAGUAACGGAAAGCUGUGUCAGAGACAGGACCGGCUCAAGUGUCCCUUCCAUGGCCGAAUCAUUCCUCGAGACCAGGAUGGUCGACCCAGCAUGCAGGAGGACCGACUGAGGGAGGAGCAGGAGGAGAGGAGGAAGAGGGAGGAGCACCCUGACUGGCAUGAUGUAGAGCUGAUGCAGGACAUUGAGGCAGCAACAGGAGAAAACCUGGGUUCUGACAGAGUGGGUAAAAAAAGGAAAGGGAAGAAGAAGUUCCCUAAUCUCAGUGAUCUGAAGCAGAGCGCCAGCACAUCUCGCUCCAGGCUUGAGAAAAAAGUCUUCAACAAGAGCACCAUGCGCAGAGUAGCUCAAGUGAUGAGUAAAGCUGACAGAAAAAAACAUGACAAGUUCUCCAACCAGUUCAACUAUGCUCUCAACUGACCUCCAGCUAGUUUAAUAUGCCUUUAAAUAAAAUGGGACUGAGUGCUUCUGUUUGACUAUGAACAGACUUUCUUUUACUGACUCAAAGAAUUUAUUGAUGUGCACAUGCUGUAUAUGACUCUGGUAACCAGAUAAAUAUGACUGAUAUAUGACAAAUAAUAUUUAAAACACAAUGUUUUUGAAAAUUAUAAGGCAGUUGGAUUUGACUUGUGUGUUUAAUAACCUUUUUUAAGGAAAAAGAAUGAUCAUUAAUCAAAUGUAUGAUUGCAUUUUCAUGACAAGUGGACAAUUUUUGAAUGUGUGUGUUAGACCAUGCAUGCGCAGCUUCUGACACACUUGAUGAAUAAUGAUCAAAUACAACAAAAUUAUAAUUACGUUUCUUUUGGUCUCAUGUACGACCAAAUUAUUCAGUUUAUUAUUGCCUUUGUAUCUGCCAAUUUUCAUUUUGAUAUCUACACCUUUUUCUGCUAUUGUCUAGUUGAAUUCAUUGUUUAUGUUUAUAUUUGUUUUAUUUGUUUUUUUGGGGGGGGGUAAAGCCAUGUGAUAUAAAUGAACAUCAUGCAGGUUAACAAAAUUUGUACCAGAAGUAAACUGUAAGUCUCUCUGCUCAGCAUACUGUGUUCAUGUCCUGUGUGCAUGUCCAACCAUGCAGGGUACAUCUUGUGUUCAUACUGAAGGUGUGCAGGGGAACAUCAGCACUGUCGUUCACUGGACAAAAAUCAUCUGAUGGCAGACGAAGUGUGGUGUAAACAGAAGGCGAUAGAGCCACCCUACAUGAUCAUACUGUACAAGCUGGUGCAUGGGGGGGAGUGUUUACCAAUGACACUGUCAUGAGAGUCAAAAACCUACAUAAGAAUUAAAUUUAAUGAGAAGUGUUGAGGAGGGGAAGUAGUGUGGUGAACUGUUCACCACACAAAUCACAAAAGUGAUGGGUGAAAAAAAGGUUCAGUAUCCCAAGAGGGAAACAUUCCAGGACAGGGUAGUUAACUGAAUGCAUAUAAUGAUUUCAAAGCAUACAGGCACUGUAGUUUAAACGAGUGUAUUCACUCUUACCUAUUCAGAAAUUGGGCAGUGCUAUUUUGUCUGUUACCACAACACUCCAGCUCCAACUUACAGGUAUGCACUCAUAUUCCAUUUUGGGACAUAUAAAGACAUUCAAUAGCUGAAAAAGACUCUCAGGAGCCUCACAGGCAUCUGCUUGGCCAACCUCCCUCACCUGACUAUGG
Messenger RNA from Xiphias gladius (swordfish), 5212 nucleotides. RefSeq names its product UV-stimulated scaffold protein A (gene uvssa). Gene Ontology annotation, biological process: response to UV; transcription-coupled nucleotide-excision repair. Gene Ontology annotation, cellular component: chromosome. The record is from RefSeq and is a predicted model, not a curated record. NCBI's taxonomy places the organism in Eukaryota, Metazoa, Chordata, Actinopteri, Istiophoriformes, Xiphiidae. The transcript has 15 exons. The coding region runs from base 1593 to 3986 and encodes 797 amino acids. Gene Ontology annotation, molecular function: RNA polymerase II complex binding.